This is a messenger RNA of Acaulospora morrowiae, 462 nucleotides long. The record is from the annotation of a GenBank genome assembly. Lineage: Eukaryota; Fungi; Glomeromycota; Glomeromycetes; Diversisporales; Acaulosporaceae.
AUGGAGAUAUUUCGAACGGUUGAAGAUAAUCCCCCUGAAACACUUCAAACCCUCAUUACGUAUGAGGAAAAGCCUGGUCAAGCACAAAACUUUCUUGCCCACAUGGGUAAGAACUUCAGGUGGCCCCUUUCUAUGCCAAAAUAUCUCAGAAGUCAUGCCUUCAGAAAUAUCGCUGAUCUUGAGUUCGAAUACGACGAAGAGGCUGGACUUAACAUCAUAUUUUUCUACAACGCACUUGACAGAGGCGAAUUUUCUGAACAUGAAAAUGAAUGGGUAACGAUGCAUCACCAAAAAAUAAUCGAGUAUGGAUACGAAUAUAGCGAUAAUCAAUUGGAUCACGUUCUCGAAACUUUGCCUAGUGCCAUCCAACUUCCGGUUAAUCAGACACAUUUGCCACGUAGUCCGCCGGUGAAAAUGAUGAUUGGUCAGCGUGCUAGUAAUGGGGGAGACUACAAGAUUUGA